Messenger RNA from Saccharomycopsis crataegensis, 1788 nucleotides. RefSeq names its product tRNA (uracil) methyltransferase (gene TRM44). The record is from RefSeq and is a predicted model, not a curated record. NCBI's taxonomy places the organism in Eukaryota, Fungi, Ascomycota, Saccharomycetes, Ascoideales, Saccharomycopsidaceae. Gene Ontology annotation, molecular function: tRNA (uridine) methyltransferase activity. The coding region runs from base 1 to 1788 and encodes 595 amino acids. Gene Ontology annotation, biological process: tRNA methylation. The transcript has a single exon.
AUGGGCAAAAGAGGUAACAAGAAGUCCCGUGGAGAACAAUUCGAAAGCAUUUUGCAAGAGUCCAAACUUAUAGGGAAUGACUGGAUAGAAGUAUGCUCACGAAAUGUCGAGUUCAAGUCGUACCAUUUUGAAAAGGCUUUAUACAAUUUGAUUCUCCAACCAGAAAUCAAUUCCACAGUAUUGUUACGGGCUGAUAUCCUCAGGAAUACCAAGUACGAAUAUCUUGAUGAAAAUGGUAAUAUUAUGGAGACUCCGUUGGUCACUGAGAAAACAACUGAAAGGGAUGAUCACUCGAGAUUAAGUUCGAAACCACUGAACAGAAAGAGAAAACUAAAUGAGGAAGACAAAAUCAUCGAAGGAAAUGAAGAAACAGAAGAAGAAGAACGAAAAGAAGAAGAAGGGAACGAUGUGAUACAAGAGCUCAACCUUGAUGAUAUGCAGCUUCGAGAUAUACCUACGGUCUUAGAUUUCAAACCUAAGCGACAGAUUGUCAGACGGUUGAUUCCUCGUAACCCAUAUAAAGACUACGUGAUCAACCAAACUUGUUUGAUAUAUACCUUGCAAGACUAUGAAGAUCAAGAUGAAUCUCUUUUUGUAGUGUACAUACCACACAUUGAGAGUGGCGAACAAUGUCCGUAUUACUUACCACCGGUGGAAGCGGUGGGGAUUUUUUAUCAUCGUCCAACAAAGAACUUAUCACUAAAUUAUCUUCCAUUUGGAUACAAGGACCCUCAAGUGAUCCGUAAUUUGAAAUCCCUCGAUUCUAACGACAGAACUUUGAGAAUUGCUUUCAGAUUACUCCAAACUGCACAAAAACAUAGUAAAGGGGUGAUGGAUGGGUACGAAAAACGAGUACAGCAUGAUGUAGUUGUCAGCAAGGUGCUUUUUCAAAACAGAUACAUUGCUUUAAAGAAGCAAUACUCCCAAUAUUUGAUUGAUAAUUGGCAGGAGAAUACUGAUCCAAAGAAACAUGUGUUUGAAGAUAUCGCCAUCGCCGCAUUUUUGAUCGAACUUUGGCAAAAUAUAUAUGGUGAUACCAACUUUCAAUUUGCUGAUCUUGGUUGUGGUAACGGGAUCCUUGUUUAUAUUUUGAUCAUGGAAGGAUUCCAUGGGAUAGGAAUUGAUGCCAGGGCCAGAAAAUCAUGGAAAAUUUAUCCAGAUAACGUCUCACAGUGCCUCAAGGAACAGGUGAUCAUUCCAAGGAUCUUGUUGGAACAAGAUCAAGACUACCUGAUCAGUUUACAAAACUCCACGUUCAAGACAGAUCUUCAUGGAACUCAUAAUCAGAAAAAUCUCAAUAAACUUGGGUCUUCAUCUAACGAAAUCGAGGUAGUUAGCUAUAACUCUAAGACAUUGAUGAAUUCCAGCUAUGUUAAUACCGGAACAUUCCCAGAUAACACCUUCGUAAUCGGUAAUCAUUCUGAUGAGCUUACAUUAUGGAUCCCAUUAUUUGGCUACGAUUUCAUGGUGAUCCCAUGCUGUUCUCAUGCAUUAUCUGGGAAUAAGACUCGGUUCUUACCAAAGGCAAACAACAAUGCUGCUGAUUCUAAAUCUACAUAUUCUGGGCUUGUGCAACACACAGAAGAAAUUGCUUCCCAAGUUGGUUGGAAAACCGAAAGAGAAAUGUUGAGAAUCCCUUCUACUAGGAAUUGUGCAAUCGUAGGGCACCAUAAACAACCAGGAGAUCAAUUUAAGUCGGUUGCCCAAGUUUUGGAGCUUGAAGGUGGUGCUGAUGGAUGGGUAGAAAAUACCAUGAGUUUGAUGAAGCGUCCACCCCGAGGACACUGA